AUGGUCAUAGGCCUCAUACCAACAGCAGACGACAAUAAAAGUCCAGCACAGGUUCCGCCCGGUGACGGUGCUGGUAAUACAGACAGAAAGUUGUUAGUUCACCGCUCAAGAGCAAAUGACGACGUAUUAUCAUCUCGUCCUUCUAGUCGACAAGCUGCAGUGACGGAAAUAACAUCAUUAGACCUGAGACGCCCGAUGACUACCGCCACUUCUGCAAUUCGAAAACGACAUUUAUCAUCUCACGAUCCUAAUCGGGUCGAUAAAGAGCUUAAUCAUCACUAUGUGGAUCCAUUUGAAAUCUAUCGUGCACAUCCUAAUCGGGUCGAUAAAGGGCUUAGUCAUCACUAUGUGGAUCCAUUUGAAAUCUAUCGUGCACAUCCUAAUCGGGUCGAUAAAGAGCUUAGUCAUCACUAUGUGGAUCCAUUUGAAAUCAAACGUGCACAUCCACCAGAUGAUGCUAGUAGCGAAAAACAUAAGCAUAAACAUGGACGUCACCAGGCGACGCAAACAGAUCUACUAGACGCCGAAUUUAAAGAAUUUCUACGUUUUCGACAAAAGAAAAUUGAAAUGAAAACUGUUUCUGUACAAACAGAUCUGUUAGGCACUAACAUUGUGGUAAAAACAGAUCCUUCGGCAUCGAUCAAACGAAAAGAAUCCGUUGCAAGUUUCGAAUCUGAUUAUUCUACGUCGGACUUUCUGCCAUCUUCUUCAGACUCAUUUUCACCUGCUUACACUGUAUCUGAAAAGCAGGAUGACAGUGAAAACAAUGAUGAUGCUUCCGAAGCUACCACACAGAAAGUAUCCACUACGAAAAAAGGACAACAGACUAACCGUCGUGAUGAAGGUCUUCCAUCAGCUAUUUCAACUCCCCUAAUUACUCCAUCCAUAGUCAGCACUGCUGAGCAGCUCGAUAACACCGCCAAACCAGUGCACGCUACGCACAUCUCAGAUGCAUUUAGCACCGAAUUGUGCAGUUUACGACAAAGUGCUAUCGAUAACAGAUCAUAUCGAAUGGUAGUGGAUUCAUGGAAACCUACAUCAAUGAGUCAACUAAUUAGUUUAGUGAAAGACUAUUCGACUGGUAAAAAUCUGGUUGAAAAAGCAUGGCUUAUUUUCUAUUGGAUUUCACAAAAUAUUGAAUAUGAUACUGAAUCAUAUUUCAGUGGUAAAAUACCCCAUAAAAGUGCGAACGAUGUGUUUCUUUCAAAGAAAAGUGUUUGCGGUGGUUUUGGAAGUAUUUUUGAGCAGUUGUGUAAUGGAAUCGGACUAAAAUGUGUCAAAAUCAGCGGAUAUGCUAAAGGUUAUAGCUAUCAGACAAAGAAAACAUUCGACCGUACAAAUCAUGCAUGGAAUGCUAUUGAAAUUGGACGUUUUUGGUACUUGGUUGAUCCUACAUGGGGUGAAGGAUAUUUGCAGGAAAAGCAAUCAAAGAAAAAACUUAUACCAUACUACUUUCUUGUUCGACCAGAACACUUGGUCUACACCCAUUUACCGGAAGAUAGUAAAUGGCAGUUACUCCCUCAACCAAUAAAUAUGCAACAAUUUCUCGAUUUACCCGAACCGUGGCCAGCGUAUUUUGAACUGAAAUUAGAACUUGUGACCAAAACUCCAACAGGCAACGUCCACUUAAAAGAAAAUCAUUCAUUCGUUAAAAUUGUAUUACGUUGUCCAGCAGACGUUCAUCUUCUUUGCUCAAUAAAGCAAAAGGAACAGAAGGUAAUCGGCGGUGAUCUUAUACAAUAUGAUCAUGUAAAGAAUGUGUGGGAAUGUUUGUUUGCACCGAAGCUUGGUGGUCUGCAUGAACUGAUGAUCUAUGCCAAAAAACUUGGCGCAAAGGGCAGCUUCGAAGGUGCAAUAAGAUUUACAUUGAAUGCACCAAUUGAAUUGAAACCUUGCAUAUUUCCAAUAACAUAUAAUUCAUUUGUGGAAAAAAACUGUAGAAUUUACGCACCACUCGAAGGUGUUCUUAAAAGUGGAUCUAGAGUUACCAUACAUUGUCGUAUUCCAGGCGCAAAACGAGUACGCUUGAUAUUAGAUGAUAAGACAUGGUUGUCUGAAGAUGGAUAUGCGGAUGGCAUACUAAAGCGAGAAAUAACAGUUCCGAAAAAAGAAGUAACAAUAAAUGUACAAUACGGCAAUGAAUCAAAUUAUACUACGUUGGUUAAGUACACUGUUAAAUGA
Messenger RNA from Didymodactylos carnosus, 2181 nucleotides. NCBI's taxonomy places the organism in Eukaryota, Metazoa, Rotifera, Eurotatoria, Philodinida, Philodinidae. The record is from the annotation of a GenBank genome assembly.